Molecule: messenger RNA, 420 nt
Organism: Tinamus guttatus (white-throated tinamou)
Lineage: Eukaryota; Metazoa; Chordata; Aves; Tinamiformes; Tinamidae
Source: RefSeq, a predicted model, not a curated record
UGGCUUCGAGCGAAGCGGAAGCCCCGGCAAGGCCCCCCAAAGGAUAUCUGCUACGAUGCUUUUGUCUCCUACAGCGAGAAUGACUCUGAGUGGGUGGAGAACAUCAUGGUGCAGGAGCUGGAGCAGGCCUGCCCGCCCUUUCGCCUGUGCCUCCAUAAGCGGGACUUUGUGCCCGGCAAGUGGAUUGUGGAUAACAUCAUUGACUCCAUAGAGAAAAGCCACAAGACGCUGUUUGUGCUGUCGGAGCACUUUGUGCGGAGCGAGUGGUGCAAAUACGAGCUGGACUUCUCGCACUUCCGCCUCUUUGAUGAAAACAACGAUGCCGCCAUUCUGAUCCUCCUGGAGCCCAUCCAGGGCAAAGACAUUCCCAAGAGGUUCUGCAAACUGCGGAAGAUAAUGAACACAAAAACUUACCUGGAG